This is a messenger RNA of Acipenser ruthenus (sterlet), 3365 nucleotides long. RefSeq names its product serine incorporator 1-like. The coding region runs from base 204 to 1571 and encodes 455 amino acids. Gene Ontology annotation, cellular component: membrane. The record is from RefSeq and is a predicted model, not a curated record. NCBI's taxonomy places the organism in Eukaryota, Metazoa, Chordata, Actinopteri, Acipenseriformes, Acipenseridae. The transcript has 10 exons.
GCGUGUUGAACUCACUCGGGCGGAGUUUCUUCCAACUCCGAAAGCUUCCGAUAAUUUUCAGACAGAGCCGAAGGAAGCAGGAAACGGACCCCACAGAAAACACAAACACAGCAUACGGUUGUUGUACUGUAGGACUAGUAUCGCCGUGCGUGGUUUUCAUCUCCGUUGUUUUAUUUUUGUUUCGGGAGUUUUGAAACUUCGUCAUGGGAGCCUGCCUGGCGCUCUGUUCAGCGGUCAGCUGCGCAUCGUGUCUGUGUGGCUCAGCACCAUGCCUGCUGUGUGGAUGUUGCCCCUCCAGUAAUAACUCCACAGUGACUCGCCUCGUCUUCUCUUUCUUCCUGCUGCUGGGCACCAUCGUGUCUGUCAUCAUGAUCCUGCCUGGCAUGGAGACACAGCUCAAGAAGAUCCCUGGGUUCUGUGUGGGCGGCAGCUCCAUUCCUGGCGUUUCGAACCAUGUGAACUGUGACAUCGUCGUGGGGUACAAGUCUGUGUACCGCAUGUGCUUCGCCAUGGCCUGCUUCUUCUUCCUCUUCUCUCUCAUCAUGAUCCGUGUGCGCAGCAGCAAGGACCCGCGGGCCGGUCUGCAGAACGGGUUCUGGUUCUUCAAGUUCCUGGCUCUGGUUGGCAUCACCGUGGGAGCCUUCUUCAUCCCAGAUGGGACGUUCAACACAGUGUGGUUCUAUUUCGGAGUGGUUGGUGCCUUCAUCUUCAUCAUCAUCCAGCUGAUUCUGCUCAUCGACUUUGCGCACUCCUGGAACCAGGCCUGGGUUCAGAACGCAGAGGAGGGCAGCAAGUGCUGGUACGCAGGCCUCCUCAUCUGCACCUUCCUGAACUAUGCUGCCUCCUUCGCCGCCCUGGUGUUGUUCUACCUGUACUACACCAAACCGGACGCCUGCCCUGAGAACAAGGCCUUCAUCAGCCUCAACUUCAUCUUCUGUGUGAUUGUCUCCGUCGUCUCCAUCCUCCCGCGAGUGCAGGAAGCCCAGCCUCACUCAGGGCUGCUGCAGGCCUCUGUCAUCACUCUCUACACCAUGUAUGUGACCUGGUCUGCCAUGACCAAUGAGCCAGACCAGACCUGUAACCCCAGCCUGCUGGGGCUGAUCUCUAACAGCAGCUCCCUCUCCCCUUCCCCCGCCCCGGGGCAGGUGGUGCAGUGGUGGGAUGCGCAGAGCAUUGUGGGGCUCGUCAUCUUCCUCAUGUGCACCCUGUAUGCCAGUAUCCGCUCGUCCAAUCACAGCCAGGUGAAUAAGCUGAUGCUGACGGAGGAGGGGUCGGGGCCAGGCGGGGAGUCCUCGGAGGGGCUCCGUGAAGAGGGGCUGCGACGCCCGGUCGACAACGAGGAGGAGGCUGUGACCUACAGCUACUCCUUCUUCCACUUCUGCCUCGUCCUCUCCUCGCUGUACAUCAUGAUGACGCUCACCAACUGGUACCAGCCUGACGCUGGGUACCAGGUGAUGACGAGUGCCUGGCCGGCGGUGUGGGUGAAGAUCUCGUCCAGCUGGCUCGGGCUGGCUCUGUACCUCUGGACUCUGGUGGCGCCGCUUGUCCUGCCCGACCGUGACUUCAACUGAGCGCCAGCAGGGGGAGCUGAGGGGGUUAGACACACAGCACUGGUCACAGGACACAUGUGCCAACGGCAUCAUUGGGGUCUCUUUCCCUCUCAGGCAGCGGCACUCUGACUGCUCUCUCUGUUCAUUCACAACCCAACUUCAACCAGGCCCUUAAUUGCUUAAUUGAUUAGCUAGGGGUCCCAACAGCUGAACUCAGUUAAACAAGCCCGCUGGCCACUUCAGUCUGCGGUGUUUCUUUAAGGGUACAUAAGGACCUUUUUAUUUUAUUGUGUUAUUAUUAUUAUUUUAUUAUUUGUUUAUUUAGUAGAUGACUUUAUCCAAGGCGACUUAGAGACUAGGGUGUGUGAACUAUGCAUCAGCUGCAGAGUCACUUACAACUACGUCUCACGCGAAAGACGGAGCACAAGGAGGUGAAGUGACUUGCUCAGGGUCACACAAUGAGUCAGUGGCUGAGAUGGGAUUUGAACCAGGGAGCUCCCGGUUACAAGCCCAUUUCUUUAACCACUGGACCACACAGCCUCCUAGUGUUGCUACAACUGUUUACGUAAGGUGUGUGUAUUGUUUUAAAUGUGUUUUAUUUGUUUUGUUUUUUCUUACAUUUUGACCACUUUUUUAAACUUUUUAAAUUGCAUUCCCUUCACAUGUGCAUGGACCUCUCAGAACUACAUUUGCCAUCACCCUCCUGCUCGCUGGUAAAUCCAUCUCGGUUACAUAUGUGAGCAGGAGGAUGAUGUAAAAUGUAGUUCUGAGAGGUCCCUGCAGGUACAUGGGAAGCCAUCUUGAGGCAGGGAAUGCAAUUUCAAAGUUUAAAAAAAAGUGAUCAAAAUGUAAAAAAAAUCUAAACAACACACACCUUACGUAAACAGCUGUAGCAACACAUGGGAACAUGUAACACAAUAAAAUAAAAAGGUCCUUAUGUACCCUUUAAGUUUAAGGAUGUUGCAGAAAGCAAGUUAACAGACCCUGAUCAGCACUAGCCUUGGACUUCCUUUCCUACAGUAACAUUCGCUAGUCCAAGAUUAGUGCUAAUCAGGGCUGUGAAACCAGCAAAGGUGUUGUAUGCAGCGGCUGGAAGACUCAAUCACUGGUUCCCUUGCUUAAACACAGUCUGCAGUAUAACCAGGGCUAAACAGCUUUUAAAUCAAGUCAAGAAAAUAACCCUUUCUGAAAUGGUGUAUACCCAUACACAGAAUAUUUUGGGGUGUCAUUAUUCUAGGAAUGGUUUGAUUUUCAGUAACGUUGCGUAUCCUAUUACUGCUUCUGCACAAUGUUACUGUUAUUUAGGAAUACACCGUUUUUGGAUUUGGUUUAUUGAUUUUAAAAAAUGAAAUAAAGAAACCUGUGUUUAAAUGUGAAGGUAAAGUAAGUUUUUAAUGUAGUGUUCCUGUUAUUUUUUUCACCUUGCUUGUCUGAUUUACUGUUUUUUAUAGGAAAGCCAGUGCUGUAAUGACACGGUAGCCAUGGUAACUCUACGCCUGUUUUUCUUGUUACUCACUAUUGUCUUGUAAUUUUAAUGAGGGUUUGGUUUUUGUUUGAUUUUUAUUAUUAGAGUAAUUCUGAUCAUACCACUUCAUGUGCCUUUUUGUAUGGCUUAAAGGGAAAGCUCUAAUCGUGUUGUUUAAACCAAGUGUAUAAGGUUUGAAUCUUGAUAUGUGUCUGCUCUCUAUAUUCACUGUAUGAAGAACUACAUUCACUGCUGACUGCUAAUAGUACCUCACAGUUGAGGGGCUCCACUCAGACUCGGCCUUCUAUAUACUGGCAGUUUGUGUUUUACAAAUAAACAUGUUCUAUCCA